Styela clava is the source of this 2541-nucleotide messenger RNA. RefSeq lists its product as uncharacterized. The record is from RefSeq and is a predicted model, not a curated record. Gene Ontology annotation, molecular function: protein binding. Lineage: Eukaryota; Metazoa; Chordata; Ascidiacea; Stolidobranchia; Styelidae.
UAGAUCUUAUUUAUAUUAUAUAAGAUUGGAAUUGUGCUAAUUCGUAAAAUGGCUGGAGGAGGAUCUCAACCACCAGUUAUUAAUGUUCAACUCCCAGCUAUCACCGUGAACUAUCAGGAAGGGACGAGAUUUGCUGGAGACAAUGUCGGGCAGAAGACUAAAAUCCAGGCCGCAGAAAUUGGUCAGAUCGUCGUCCCAACACAAGGAUCAAACGUUCAGACACCAACUCGUCCUUCCCCUCGUGACGUCACUGAUAAUCUUGAGAAAAUGAAUCUGGCCGGAGGGAUGCAUUUCGUUACAUACGAGAAUAUAAGACGAUUGAUUCACCAAUCCAAGUUCGUGGACGCGCUGAUUACUUUGCAAGAUAUUCCGACUUCUCAAGAACAACAAUUCAUGUUGUCAGAAUGCUACUGUCAACUUGGAAGAGCGGAUAAAGCAUUGAGGUGCAUUGAAGCGUUACAAACAAUGAUGACGUCAUCAACAAGACUUAGUGUUGAUGACAUAAUCAAAUUAGUUGAUAAUUACGUUUCUGAUUCGUUCUAUAUUCGUGCAUUGAUUUUACUUUCUUGUUGUGCUAAGUUGUAUAAGUUCGAUUGGAACCCGAAUAUUUCGGUUGUUGGAAUUCAAUUUUGCUCAUGGAAAUGCAGCAACGUCAUCAAAAAGAUGGUUGGAAAGGGGGAUAAAAUGAAAGUGAUUGCGAGAGAUGUUGGUUUGAAAAUAAUCACUGAUAUGUUGAGAGAACUGAGAUCAGUAUCAGGAGCUGAUAAGAAUAAAAAGGCUGUUAUGGGGGCUGCAUGCUCGAAAUAUAUUGGGUAUAGUUACCAAAUAGUUGGUGAUUAUAAAGAAGCUAUCGGGUUUUAUAAUGAAGGUUUGAAUUCAAUGAAUCAAACGUUUGGUUCGAACGCUGCAAAAUCUAGCGUGUUUGGGGAUUUAUUACACGACAUUGGUUCAGCGCAUUAUAAUCUCGGUGAUUAUUCCAAGGCUGAAUCGUUUUAUUCACAAUCUCUGGAUGCGAAAAGAAAAGUUGAGGAUUGGCCUAGUGAUAAGGUGAAACAGGGAAGUAUAGAAAUGACAGAGAAAAACUUAGAAAUUACGCGAAACAAGAUGAAAAAGUGAUUCUGUGUCUUGAAUCAACCUUGUAGUUGGGGACGCCAUCAUUCUAUGUUUUAUAAAAUAUUUUUGGAGUUUCUAAAAUUAAUGACAAAAGAGUUUUUUUUCUAAAAUUCUAUUCAACAAAUCACUUCGAAUUUUCUGAGGUACAUUGAUCAGCAAAAAUAAUUAUAUCAACAAACUCUGUUUCAUGGAAAUCAAUACCAAUUACCAAGUUCAUAACAUAUUCGAAAAAAAUUAAAAUAAAACCUUCAAACUUCUCUUUAGAUCCCAAAUAUAUUCUUCAUAAAACUCCCAAAUUAUCUUUCAUCCAACUCUUUUAUCUCCCACAAACUUAGUUGAUUAGAAGUUUGAAUCAAGUUAGAUGCAGAUUAAUAAAUAAAAAUCACAAAUUUCCGCUCAUUCAUAAAAAUAUUUCAUUCCCAUUCAUGGUGAUCAUAUCUUAACAAUGUAUAAACAAGAAUAUCGGUCGGAGACCGAAGACUUAUCGAUCGAAAGUUAGGGGAUCCCCCAUUCAUUCACUCUGACUCUAUAAUGACACCGCGUGUCCCAUCACUAAUUAAUUAGUAACUCGCUAAUUAUACGACAUAAUUCAUCCAAAAUCAAUAGGCUCCUGGUCCGAGCUAUGAUGAAUGCACAUGCAAUUUGGGGCAGAUUCUACCUCGCUUUCGUGAGAUAUUGCGUGCAUCUAACAGACAGACAGACAAAUACCUAUCAACAUACUUACCGAUCUAAGUAAUAACUGUUGAUUUGAGUACUGUAUAUAUUUCUUGUGCAUUGUAGCGAAUCGCCCAAUUUAUUUCAUGUGAUUGCUUUGAAUAUAACUUUGUUUCGCUGCAAAAUUUCCAGUCAAGUUCCCAGAAUUAUUCAGUCAAAUGACAAGAUUUGUUCGUCUACCCUUUGGCAAAUUCUCUUCAAAAAUCGUGGAUUUAUGUACUUUUAGGAAAACGCAUCGAAUUACUGACAUUUCAUAGUUAAUUCUCAUCAAAUUUUCAUCGACUCAUUCAAAGCAUGAAAUGUGACAUUUGACAGGCAAAGUCUUGGUUUCAAACCUUCUUACAAAUUAUACUGAUUGUAUUAAUCGCUCCAUUUGAUAUCGAUACCCAAGUACAAGCUUGCCUGUGAUUGAUCCUAAUUCACCUGACAAAUGACCGACAACCCAUGUCCAGCAAUGUAUAUUGAUUGUAUUGUAAUAAAAUGCAUUAAAUUUAAUGUUAUUUCAAGGUAAUUCAAGUUGGUUACUGUAAUUUUACUUUAAUUCGUUGACUGAUUUUAUGAUUUUUACCAGUCAUUUUACUUUAGUUUAAAUAAGAGCAACUAUAGCGUGGUAAUGUAACUGUUAUUGUAUAUUUAUUCAAGUCAGUUACUGAUAUUUUACUUUGAUUCAUUGAGUGUUUUCAUUAUUUUGCAGUGAUUGAAUAAAUAUAAUCA